This is a messenger RNA of Effrenium voratum, 784 nucleotides long. NCBI's taxonomy places the organism in Eukaryota, Dinophyceae, Suessiales, Symbiodiniaceae. The record is from the annotation of a GenBank genome assembly.
AGGAUUGGGCUCAAGCGCUUCGGCCUUUUUUUCCCAUGGGCCUGGACUGUAGCAAGCCAGCACCAGAGAUGUUGAAAACCUACGGCGCGCACUACAACAAGAAUGUGAUGUUCCUGUGCAACCACAACUCCUGCCGGUCCCAGAUGGCGGACGCCUGGCUGCGGCAGCUGCGCGGCAGCGCCUCCGUGGGGGUGGCCUCUGCUGGGAUUGUGGGAGGCACCGCGGUGAAGGAGGGCGCCAUUGCGGUGAUGAAGGAGGCGGGCAUCGACAUCUCCGAGUUCAGCUCCGACGCCAUGGCGGACUUCAAGCCGGAGGACUUCGAUGUGGUGAUUUCGUGCUGUGGUUGUGGCAGCAAGCUGGAUGGAGACAAGGAAGCCUGGAAGCAGCGCGCCGUUUUCCAGGACUGGAACUUGGAUGAUCCGCCGGCCAUCGACCCUGGUGACCUCUCUGCCUACCGCAGGGUGAGGGAUGAAACCAAGGCCAAGUGUCAAGAGCUUCUUGCGAGCCUGUCUUAGGCUGAAAUGCGUGAAACCCUUCAUUUUGUCCACCACGCUGCUUUUGCAAUGAGCAAAGUCCAAUUCUCUUGUGUCUGACUCCUGCCUGAGGCAGGGUAAAGACUGGGGAGUGGCGAUGGAAACCCACGUGGUCAUCGCCCUCCCGGAUUCCAAUUGUUCGAGGUACAUCUUGCCCUGCAUGCGUUCCUUCGGGAGACAACGAUAAACGGAGCAAGAGCAACAAAAUACAAACAUAGCGAAAAAGCAAGGCAAAGAACUAUCAUAUGCUU